AUCCUCAUCCCCGGGCAUCUCCACCCAGAAGGAGCAGCUGAGGAUUGCCCCACUGAAGGGGAAUCCCCCGUGGCACCAAGCCACGGCACCUGCCUCCCUCCCCUGCCCGCCUCCCUGCCUGCCGGCAGCACGCCAGAGGUUAAAGAACUCGUUCUUGACAACUGUAGGUCAUACGAAGGCAAAAUCGAAGGCCUUACAGAUGAGUUUGAAGAGCUGGAAUUCUUAAGUACAAUCAACGUAGGCUUAACCUCAGUUGCAAACUUACCAAAGUUAAACAAACUUAAGAAGCUCGAGCUAAGCGACAACAGAAUCUCAGGAGGACUGGAAGUGUUGGCAGAAAAGUGUCCAAACCUCACGCAUCUAAAUCUAAGCGGCAACAAAAUAAAAGAUCUCGGUACAAUAGAACCUCUG
Fulmarus glacialis (Northern fulmar) is the source of this 411-nucleotide messenger RNA. RefSeq names its product acidic leucine-rich nuclear phosphoprotein 32 family member A-like. Lineage: Eukaryota; Metazoa; Chordata; Aves; Procellariiformes; Procellariidae. Gene Ontology annotation, molecular function: histone binding. Gene Ontology annotation, biological process: regulation of apoptotic process; nucleocytoplasmic transport. Gene Ontology annotation, cellular component: nucleus; perinuclear region of cytoplasm. The annotation marks the transcript as partial. The record is from RefSeq and is a predicted model, not a curated record. The transcript is spliced from 3 exons.